CUCGCGCGGGGUGACGGAGCAGCUCCCCUCGCAGCCCGUGUGGCACGCGGUUGCGUGAGCGACGCACGCCCUCGCGCCGGGGCCCCCCUCGCGCACAGCGCUCCCCACCGCUUCGCGCGCAUCUCCUCGCGCGAGCCACGCCUCGCGCAGGCGGUCCGCGGCCAUAUUGACGCUCCCGUCUGAGUGUGUGUGUGUGUCCCGUUUGUCGGCGCGGAUCCAUCUGCCGUAGUCUCUCCCGCAAGUCGCCGGCGGCCGAGGCUCAGAGCUCAGCGAGCGGGGGCGGAAAGAGCCCUUUUCCUCCCUCCGUCCUUCCGCCUUUCCCGGUGGAUGUGCUGAAGCAGGCGGAGCGCCACAGCAGCAGGAGGAGACGCGGAGGAGCGGUGUGUCACUGACUGUGUGUCUCCCGUCGGACUCGGAGGUCGUGCAACCCCAGGUAUCCUGCCGUCCGUAGACGUAGGACGAGCUCUCUCUCUUUUCUCGGAGAACGAAGACGGGCAAAAAGGGUGUAAGGAUGCCGAAGCCGAUCAAUGUCCGGGUCACUACGAUGGAUGCAGAGCUGGAGUUUGCCAUCCAGCCCAACACCACCGGCAAGCAGCUCUUUGACCAGGUGGUAAAGACCGUGGGACUGCGUGAAGUCUGGUUUUUUGGGCUGCAGUAUGUCGACAGCAAGGGCUACAGCACAUGGCUAAAGCUCAACAAGAAGGUAACCCAGCAGGAUGUAAAAAAAGAGAACCCUCUCCAGUUCAAGUUCCGGGCCAAGUUCUUCCCUGAGGAUGUGUCAGAGGAGCUGAUCCAGGAGAUCACGCAGCGCCUCUUCUUCCUGCAGGUGAAGGAGGCCAUCCUGAACGAUGAGAACUACUGCCCCCCUGAGACGGCUGUGCUUCUAGCUUCCUAUGCUGUCCAGGCCAAGUAUGGCGACUACAGCAAGGAGGCGCACAAGCCCGGCUACCUCGCAAACGACCGCCUGCUGCCUCAGAGGGUUCUGGAGCAGCACAAACUAACCAAGGAGCAGUGGGAGGAAAGGAUACAGACAUGGCAUGAGGAGCACAGGGGCAUGCUCCGGGAGGACGCCAUGAUGGAGUACCUGAAGAUCGCCCAGGACCUGGAGAUGUACGGUGUCAACUACUUUGAGAUCAAGAACAAGAAGGGCACAGAGCUCUGGCUGGGUGUGGACGCCCUCGGGCUCAACAUCUACGAGCAUGAGGACAAAUUAACACCAAAAAUAGGCUUUCCCUGGAGCGAGAUUCGAAAUAUUUCUUUCAACGACAAGAAGUUUGUCAUCAAGCCCAUCGACAAGAAGGCCCCAGACUUUGUGUUCUAUGCACCACGGUUGCGGAUCAACAAACGCAUCCUGGCACUGUGCAUGGGCAACCACGAGCUGUACAUGCGCAGGAGGAAGCCUGACACUAUCGAGGUGCAGCAGAUGAAGGCCCAGGCCCGUGAGGAGAAGCACCAGAAACAGCUUGAGAGGGCACAACUGGAAAAUGAGAAGAAGAAGCGGGAACAUGCGGAGAAAGAGAAGGAGAGGAUAGAGCGUGAGAAGGAGGAGCUGAUGGUGCGACUCAGGCAGAUUGAGGAGCAGACGCUAAAAGCACAGAAAGAGCUUGAGGAACAGACGCGCCGGGCCAUGGAGCUGGAUCAGGAGCGGAAAAAGGCCAAGGAGGAAGCUGAGCGGCUGGAGAAGGAGCGUCAGGCUGCAGAGGAGGCCAAGGCCACGUUGGCCAAGCAGGCGGCCGACCAGAUGAAGAAUCAGGAGCAGCUGGCUGCAGAGCUGGGAGAGUUCACAGCGAAGAUCGCUCUGCUGGAGGAGGCCAAGAGGAAAAAGGAGGAGGAGGCCAUAGAGUGGCAGCAUAAAGCGCUGUCGGCUCAGGAAGACCUGGAGAAGACCAAGGAAGAGCUGAAGACCGUGAUGAGCGCCCCUCCAGCCCCGCCUGCACCUGCGGAAAACGAGCACGACGAGCAGGACGAGAACAGCGCCGAGGCGAGCGCCGAACUGUCGAGCGACGGCGUCACGGACCACCGCAGCGAGGAGGAGCGCAUCACCGAGGCGCAGAAGAAUGAGCGCGUCAAGAAACAGCUGCAGGCGCUGAGCUCGGAGCUCGCCCAGGCUCGGGACGAUACCAAGAAGACUCAGAACGACAUGCUGCAUGCGGAGAACGUGAGGGCCGGCCGGGACAAGUACAAGACGCUCCGCCAGAUCCGGCAAGGAAACACCAAGCAGCGUAUCGAUGAGUUUGAGUCCAUAGAGGCUUGAGGGACACGACAGACAACCCGUCCCCUCACAUCUUGCCAAAGCUCUGACCAGCCAAGGUCAGCCAAUCGAGCCGCUCCCUGCGUAGAGCUCCGCCCAUCGACAUCAGGAAUUUCCCAGUUAGGAGCAGGCAGUAUAUCCUGUUGUUUGUAAACUUUUCCUAGUUUCAUAAAGGAUGGUCUAAUGCUUGCAUGUCUGAUGUUACAAAAAAGAAAAAAAAAAACUACAAAACACAUAAAUAUUUUUUGCUUUUACUGAAAUGGCCAUUUAUAGCUUUUUGAUGUUACUAGCAAACUUGUAUGUAAAAGCUUUAAUAUCUUACAUCCUGUCUUCAGCUGAAAGUUGAAUUUUCCUUUUGAAAACUCCUUAUUUUUAACUCUUAUUUUAAUCCGCAUUUCCGUCCUAACUGUUCACUGAGGAAGUCUGUGACUUGGGCCCUGAUCUUUACGAGCAGGACCGGUGCUCUGUUCUGCACCGUUGUCCCAUGGGAGACAGUAUAUAUUCAUCCCCCCCCAUAUCUCAGUCAUCCCAGUCCAAGCCACAUGCGCACAGGUCCCAUGGAGAUGUCAAGCAAUGGCUUUACGCUCUUUGUGUGACUGAGAGACAGAAGAGUGCAUUAGCUUGGCUUCUCUGGAGCUGUGAGCGGCGACGGCGUCAUCGUGGUUUUUUCAGUCUGGCUGGACCGAGAGCUCAGUACGGGCACAGUUUGUAGGAAAGAUGAGCAGCAAUGAGGGACUUUGCACCCUGUUUGUGUGGACUGUGUGCUUCUGGUCUCUCUGGACCGCAAAGGUGCAAAAACACAAGUUCACAGCCCUCCCCCGUUCACCACCACCCUCACACAUCACGCCCCUGCAUUUCUCUGACCAGUCAUCAAAGAUGGUUUUCUUUGCCUGCCAGCUCACAAAAGCGUGUGUGCGUGUGUGCGUGUGCGCGUGUGCGCAUGUAUGUGUCUGCCUGCAGGGGGUGGAGCCUGCAGAGGGCCAUCCUGGUGGCUGCACACAGGCUCCUCCCCCUGUCUUCCUGGAGCAUGAUGUUGACUUCGGGUGCUUUCUGGCUGGGGAACAUAUGAAAACAUCAGUCCUGAGACGAGGACGCUUCACUACCUCAUUGCUGUUGCGGUGACUGGACAGUGAAACGCUGUGGCUGAACACCCCCACCCCUCCUGCCCCACCAGUCCCCCAUUUGGAAAAGUUUGCACGGCACCGCUCCGAGGCCUGCUUCCGGACUCUUCCGAGCACAGCUGCCUUCUGCUGCCUGAGGGGGAAAGCGUCGAAAGUAGCAAGACGAGGUGUUUGACAGCGAGUGUGUUUCCAAAGCGCAGUGUUUGGGGGGGCGGGGUUUGCUGAGUACUUUCUCUGGGAAAUAGUGUUUCUGCAUCACUCAUUUACGUUCUCUUUAUUUAUACCAAAGCGGUAAAGAGUAAACAGUGUUUGCUGCUGGACGUGAGCCCUGGUGGAGCGACCGCGGACAGGUGCUCUCGUACCCGCAGCCGUUGUGGCCGCCGGUGGUUCGUACUUCCAGAGCAGCGAAGUUAGGGUUGAAGGGUUGAGCUGUUUGUUCUGGAACACAUUCAGGUUCUCGGUGUCUUCUCGCAGUAUUUCAGACCUGAAGACGUCCAGUAGAGCGACGCAACUCGCUGGAGAAAUAUUAAGCAAAGGGAGGAAUAUAUUUCUUUAAUUUUUUUUUUUAUUUAUUUUUUUUUCCCUUUUCCUUCCCCUUUCUGUUUGUUGUGGACAGAUGGGGUUGAUUAGUGGCUCAAAAGCAGCACAUGGGAUUUAAAUAGUUUAGCAUUUGAAAAGCCCCCCCCCCUCCCCCCAAAAAAAAGAUGCACCACCCCCACCACUGAACGGAAAGUACAGAAUUUCUUGUACAGUCAAAGCUAACUUUUGAACAAAAUCCAUUCAUUAAAAUAAAGAUGCAAAACUCA
This is a messenger RNA of Scleropages formosus (Asian bonytongue), 4178 nucleotides long. RefSeq names its product radixin. The record is from RefSeq and is a predicted model, not a curated record. Gene Ontology annotation, molecular function: actin binding. The transcript is spliced from 16 exons. The coding region runs from base 512 to 2254 and encodes 580 amino acids. Lineage: Eukaryota; Metazoa; Chordata; Actinopteri; Osteoglossiformes; Osteoglossidae. Gene Ontology annotation, cellular component: cytoskeleton.